Erpetoichthys calabaricus (reedfish) is the source of this 3238-nucleotide messenger RNA. RefSeq names its product N-alpha-acetyltransferase 35, NatC auxiliary subunit (gene naa35). Bases 101 to 2275 code for a protein of 724 amino acids. The transcript has 23 exons. The record is from RefSeq and is a predicted model, not a curated record. Gene Ontology annotation, cellular component: NatC complex. Gene Ontology annotation, biological process: N-terminal peptidyl-methionine acetylation. NCBI's taxonomy places the organism in Eukaryota, Metazoa, Chordata, Cladistia, Polypteriformes, Polypteridae.
ACUACAUUUCCUACAAUGCAACGCCCUUCCAUAUUCACUAUAGAUAGUACUUUGCUUUCAUUUAAACCCAUCCAGACGGUUUGUUCUUCUAAUAGCAGCCAUGGUUAUGAAGUCUUCUGUAGAAGAAGAUGAUGCUGGAUGGGGACUAGGAGUCCCGGACAAGAUAAAGAACAAUGUCAAUUGGGUUGAUAUCACAGAAGAUUUUAAAGGUUCCUGCAAAGAAUUGAAACUUGGUGAGCUCCUGCAUGACAAAUUAUUUGGUCUGUUUGAAGCUAUGUCUGCAAUUGAAAUGAUGGAUCCAAAGAUGGACGCUGGAAUGAUUGGUAAUCAAGUCAACAGGAAGGUGCUCAGCUUUGAACAAGCUAUCAAGGAUGGAGCCAUCAAGAUUAAGGACUUGAACUUACCUGAACUAAUUGGAAUAAUAGAUACCUGUUUUUGUUGCUUGAUAACCUGGCUAGAGGGGCAUUCUUUAGCUCAGACUGUUUUUACUUGCCUCUAUGUACACAACCCUGAUGAAAUAGAAGAUCCUGCCAUGAAGGCCUUUGCUCUAGGCAUACUUAAGAUAUGUGAUAUUGCCAGAGAAAAGGUCAAUAAAGCAGCAGUUUUUGAAGAGGAAGAUUUCCAGGCAAUGACGUAUGGUUUCAAGAUGGCAAACAAUGUAACAGACCUUCGAGUUACAGGCAUGCUGAAAGAUGUGGAAGAUGAUUUGCAAAGAAGAGUAAAGAGCACAAGAAUUCGCCAAGGAGAAGAAAGGGACCCCGAAGUUGAACUAGAACAUCAACAGUGCUCUGCACUUUUCAGCAGAAUUAGGUUUACACGCUUAUUGCUGACUGCAUUGAUAGCAUUUACAAAAAAAGAGACAAGUUCAGUAAGUGAAGCACAAAAGUUGAUGAUGCAAGCUUCUGAUCUCCUCUUAGCAAUUCACACAUCUAUCCAUCAUGGUAUUCAAGCACAGAAUGAUACUACUAAAGGAGAUCACCCUAUUAUGAUGGGAUUUGAACCCCUAGUGAACCAGAGGCUUCUCCCUCCAACAUUUCCUCGUUAUGCCAAAAUUAUUAAAAGAGAAGACAUGGUCAACUACUUUACUAAACUAAUAGAGCGCAUCAAAGUGGUCUGUGAAGUAGUCUGUAACACAAAUCUUCACUCAAUAUUGGAUUUUUUCUGUGAUUUUAGUGAACAAUCACCCUGUGUGCUAUCAAGGUCAUUGUUACAAACUACUUUCCUAAUGGAUAACAAAAAGGUUUUUGGAACACAUUUAAUGCAGGAUAUGAUUAAAGAUGCUUUAAGAAACUUUGUGAGUCCCCCUGUUUUGUCGACAAAAUGCUGUUUGUACAACAGUCAUCAAGCAAAGGAUUAUAUAGAUUCAUUUGUUACACACUCUGUACGGCCAUUCUGUAGUUUAAUCCAGAUACAUGGACAUAAUCGGGCACGGCAAAGAGAUAAAUUAGGCCAUAUUUUAGAAGAAUUUACCACUCUACAAGAUGAGGCAGAAAAAGUAGAUGCUGCUCUUCACAGUAUGCUUAUGAAGCAAGAGCCACAGAGACAACACCUGGCAUGUUUGGGAACCUGGGUUCUUUACCAUAAUCUGCGGAUCAUGAUCCAGUACCUUCUGAGUGGAUUUGAAUUAGAGCUCUAUAGCAUGCAUGAAUAUUAUUAUAUUUACUGGUACCUUUCUGAAUUUCUAUAUGCCUGGUUGAUGUCAACACUUAGCCGAGCUGACAGCUCCCAGAUGGCUGAGGAGAGGAUCAUGGAAGAACAGCAGAAAGGCCGCAGUAGUAAGAAGUCAAAGAAAAAGAAAAAGGCUCGUCCUUUAAGCAAAGAAAUCACCAUGAGCCAGGCCUACCAAAAUAUGUGUGCUGGAAUGUACAAGACUAUGAUAGCGUUUGAUAUGGAUGGAAAAGUAAGAAAACCAAAGUUUGAGCUGGACAGUGAACAAGUUCGAUAUGAGCACCGGUUUGCUCCUUUUAACAGUGUUGUAACACCCCCACCUGUACACUACUUACAGUUUAAGGAAAUGUCUGACCUUAAUAAGUACAGUCCACCUCCUCAGUCCUCAGACCUGUACAUGGCAGCCAGUAAGCACUUCCAGCAGGCAAAGAUGAUCUUGGAAAAUGUGCCGAAUCCUGAUCUAGAGGUAAAUCGAAUACUUAAAGUGGCAAAGCCUAAUAUUGUAGUGAUGAAGCUUCUUGCAGGAGGUCACAAAAAGGAGACUAAGAUUCUUCCAGAAUUUGAUUUUUCAACCCAUAAAUAUUUUCCAGUGGUCAAGAUAAUCUAAUGAGAUUAAGGACGUCUUCCUAAAUAUCGGCAGAAGACCAUAGCUGGAAUGUUCUCCUUUAAUGCUUCUUUCUUCCUCAUCCUUGAAAUAAAUCCUGUCUACUUUUAACAAAACAAAUGAGGGGGAACAGUAAAGUAUGUUACUGUUUUAGAACAGUGUGCUUAUUUAUUAUCGAUAACUUGAUAAGCAAGCAUACGUAGAAUAAUGUACUGGAAUUUCCUACGCGCACAAAUAUUUUGUAUGAGUCUUGACGUUAAAGCCAAUUGAAAAGAAAAUAGGCCGCUUGUGUUCAAUUUAUAUUUAUUGCAGAUUCCAAUGAGAAGCUUUUCACAUCAGGUUCUGAUUUGUUUGCCCCCUUUCGCCUAAAGUCCUAACAUUUACUUCAUGUGACUUUAGUUGCAUAAGGAAAAACUCAAAAUCAAAGAUUCAUUUUCAUUCAAAGGGGAUUUCUUUUAAAAGCCCAGUUGACAUGACAAUUGUUUCCAAUAGAAUUUUGUUUUAAAGUUUCGAUUUUUGAAUAACAUUUUUAUUUACCCUGUAGAGAAAUUUUUAACACUGUUCUAUAGUGAAUAGGUUUUAACUGAACUGAAUUAGAACUAACGCCCUAACCAUUUGAUCAUUUGAAAAUCCAGUACUUUGUUCUGUCUUGUUUAAUUGGCUCAUUCUAAGAAUGAAGCAUGGAAAUAUGGAUUAAUUGCACAGGGCAGUUUCAUCUUUGUGGGCAUUUAAAGAGUGGAUCUUGAACUCGUUUCUUCAGAAACAAGCAGCGUUUCAAGUAAAGAGUGGUGACAUUUAAACAGAUGCCAUUACCGUGUGUGCUGUAUUAUACAUUUUGUUAAAGGCCGAAGUGAAAUAAGAAACAGGUAAGCAAAUCAAAGUUGACAUUCAGAGUUUGCUUCCUUUUUUUUUUUUUUUUUUAAUGUUCGUUGCCUGUGAUGCUUGUAAUAAAAUCGGAAAAUCAAA